This is a messenger RNA of Xiphias gladius (swordfish), 4842 nucleotides long. RefSeq names its product heparan sulfate (glucosamine) 3-O-sulfotransferase 1-like 2 (gene hs3st1l2). The record is from RefSeq and is a predicted model, not a curated record. The coding region runs from base 486 to 1409 and encodes 307 amino acids. NCBI's taxonomy places the organism in Eukaryota, Metazoa, Chordata, Actinopteri, Istiophoriformes, Xiphiidae. Gene Ontology annotation, molecular function: [heparan sulfate]-glucosamine 3-sulfotransferase activity. The transcript is spliced from 3 exons.
GGUCGGCAGCACAAAGCAGAACCACUCUCUUACCAGCUUGCACACACACGCGCGCACUAACACAGACCUCACCACACCACACACACACACACACACACACACACACACACACACUGUAGCACACACACAUACACACACACAAGCUCAGACAGUCGACACACACAUCCUCAGCGACGCCCGAGAAGCUGAAGCAAAGCUGGAGGAAGGAAGGAAGGGGGAAAGAGGAGAAGGACACCAGGGAAAAGAAGAAAAGAGAAGAAGUAGUAAACGAGGAAGGAGAGAAAAAGCCUGGUGCAGAUCCUGAGAGGAAAUAAAGACACAUUUUGGGAAAACAUUACUCAGCUCAUAGGUUGUCAAAUUGAAGGGCUCCCUCCUGAGGCCCCCUGCUGACUGAUAACAAGCACAGAUCCGGACAAGUCUGGGAGCUUCAUGAGUGUGUGCGCGUAACUUCCACUCCACUUCUUUGUGUUUCUGUGUGCGGCACCAUGCUGUGGACAGUGCUACUAGCACUCCUGGUGCUUCUGCUGCUGCAGACUCAGCUGUCUGUGUGCUUAAGAGAAUUACGUACUGGGGGUUCGAGCUCCCCUGCCGACUCCUCUUCAUCAUCCUCUUCCUCCUCCUCUUACAAUGCCACCCAGCAGCGGCUGCCCGGAGCUGUUAUUAUUGGCGUGCGGAAAGGCGGCACCAGAGCCUUGCUGGAGAUGCUCAACCUGCACCCAGAUGUGGAAGUUGCAAAGGCCGAGGUACACUACUUCAACGUGGAGGAGCACUACCGCCGAGGCCUGGCCUGGUACCGAGCCCAGAUGCCCUUCACCCUCCCUAGUCAGCUGACAGUGGAGAAAACCCCCGGCUACUUUGCAGCUCCUCAGGUUCCUGCACGUAUCUGGGACAUGAAUCCCACCGUCCGUUUGUUACUCAUCGUCCGUGACCCGGCCGAAAGGCUGGUCUCCGACUACACUCAAGUCCUCCACAACCGCCUGACCCGCCGCAAGCCCUACCAGCCGCUAGAGGAGCUCCUGCUCCACAAGGGCCACAUCGACCCUGAGUACAAGGCGCUGCAGAGGAGCCUGUACCACCAGCAUUUGGCUCGCUGGCUAGAGGUCUUCCCUAAAGAGCAGAUCCACGUGGUGGAUGGCGAUGCACUCAUUCGGGAUCCCUUUCCUGAGCUGAGAAAGGCAGAGAGGUUUCUGGACCUGCCGCCCAGGAUCAGCCCCAACAACUUCUACUACAACACCACCAAGGGCUUCUACUGCCUCCUGUCUGCCGGACACGACAAGUGCCUGGACGAGUCUAAAGGCAGGCCACAUGCGCCCCUGAGCACCCAGGCCUUUAAGAAGCUCUGUCGGUACUUAAGGAAGCCCAACAAAUUGUUCUUUGAAAUGGUGGGGAGGUCGUUUUCCUGGUGCUGAUCAGUGGUGAACGGCAACUCUGGUGAUGCCAACAAAUUCAGGGACUCAGAGGGAGAAAGAAAACUGUUGUUUUUGUGUUUUUGUAGGUAGAUGAGAGGAAAGAGUUGAGUUCUAUUAAAGUUAUAAACAUCCCUUGUUGUUGAUACCUACUCAGGUAUAAAUGUGGCCAACAAGAGUGGCACAUAUGCGUGUGAAGAUAUUUGGAGAAUUUAAGCUGCUCUUUUCGAACACGUGGCCAACAAGACUUUUACCAUGACCAUGCUGGUGCCUCCCCGGAUAAACUUGCUUGAUGAAGCUACAACAACUGUGCCAUACAAAGGGUUUGAAACUGAAAACACAACCAACUACUUCUUAGUGCUUAUUUCUGGGGUGUUAAAAUAAGAUGUGCAGACUCUCAAGUGAUGUAGAAGUAGAAAAGGGGUGAAAAGAUGGUUGAACUGAUUUGUUGCACUAUGAACUCUAAAUGUAUAAAAAUCGAGCGGCAACGUAGACGAUUUCAAACAGGAACCAACUCCUUGCUUUGGUUUUUCUCAACAGAUGUAACUUGCUUGUGUGUUAGUAAAACGUUUUAGUUGAGUCAUUCUGUUUACUUAAUUGUUUCGUUAUUUUACUAAGCUGAAUUUUAAAUGUUCAGUGAAUAUAUCUAUGUUUUUGUUUUUUUUUUAAUCUCUUUUGAAAUUAGCCACAUCGAAAACUUGUUUUGGUUUCUUUUUACCGUCAAGGGCAAUGUAGUACUCUCACUAGUUUGUUUUUCUUUGUUUUUUAAAGAUGUUCUUCUAAUAAAUGUGUUCAGUCCUACGUCUCCUGCCUGAACCCACCCUACGAGGUUUAUAGGGUUUGAAAACAUCAAACAUAAAGACACAGGGAUAGACAGUCACUGACAGGCCCCUCUGAAGGCUCCUCUCUCUCCUCUCAAAGUGUAUGAAGAUGUUCCCUAUCACUGUCUAUCUGACAUGUUCUUUACACCGAGGAUCAAAGCGAGCCUACGCUUCUUUUCAUCACUAAAUUAUACCUGUCAAGGAAUUACCUCCAGUUUCACCACCACACUGUGACAAAUCACACCCGUAGGUCACCCGAACGACUGUACGUGUUGGAAUACCGACUUUAUUCAAAGCCAGAAUGGAUUUCUUACCUUCAUUCGCUUAAUCUGAAAGGACUAAAUCAGAUGUGACAGGUCAUGACGUGGCCUAGAAAGUUGAAACCGUAGAAUUAAAGGGUAGGUGGGCUAAUUUUUUUUAACCCAGACAUUGCUUUAGUUUCAUGUGAAACUCUGCUGCAGUCUCACUUACCCACAAUCCACUAGACAGGGUGUAAGGUUAAACGCAGUUGAAUGGGGCACUUGUUUAAGCCUUCAAAAUUAACUCUAAAUCUGACCAGGGCUGCAACUAAUGAUUAUUUCCGUUAUUGAUUAAUUAGCUUAUUAUUUUCUCAAAUAAUCACUUAUUUGGCUUAUAGAUUAUUAGACAACUGUGAAAAAGGCCAAUCCAAAUUUCCUGAAGCUCAAAGUGACGUCUUCAGAUAUCUUGUUUUAUCUGACCAACAGUCCAAAAUCUAAAAGCAUUGCAUUUACAAUGAUAUGAAACAGAGAAAAUUUCACAACUGGCGAGCUUGAACUAGGGAUUUUUUUGGCUAUGUUGCCUCAAAAAGUACUUAAACGAAUAAUCAAAUUGGUUGAGUUCAGCUCUAAAUCUAAUAUGAAGAAAGGGCUUGAAAAAUACCAGAGACAUUUUUUAAAAUUGGAUCCAGUCUACAUUAUUUUAGAAUUGCAUGUGUUUGACCAGCAUCUGGCUAAAUCAUACUGCUGUGCAGGGGACUUCUGACUUUCUUAUUGAUUGCAAGGAUGGACUUGCUGGAUCUAUUCCUCAGACAAGCAUUAAGGCUACAUCAUUGACUUUCUCUUUUCAAAAACAAGAUUUAAUAUUUUUUAUGACGACUUGAAUAAUCUCCUCAUUAGUGUUUGAGCCCAGAGAGAAAAGCUUCGGCAGUGGUGUUUAGUUUGUCAAAAAUUGAUGAGUAAGAUUCUGCUUUGCAUUAUUAUAGAUUAUGAAGGUCUGAGCUGAAGAACAGUGAACGUGUUCUUUAAAACUGCAGUCAUCGAUUUUUGACCACUCUGGGGCAGUGUAACAAACAGUAGACACAAAACUGACAUAUUUUACAAUGUUGAUAUGGUGAACAGGUUAGCGAACAGUUGUCCUUUCACGUCACGGUCUUUUUUCAUAGUUAAUGUAUAAAUAUUGAUUAGUGCAGCUGCAAAAAUCCCUGUCAUUGGUGUUUUGACACCUCCUGCAUUCCCAAAGAUCAAAUGUCAAUUACAAUGAUCGGUACUGCGACAAAUUCUGACUGGGAAUUCUUAUUUUAAAGAACUGAGUUUCUUCAGUGACGGCUUUUUUUGUUUUCAACCAAAAUAGCUAUCACUGUGAUGCUAUCUACACUUUUUUUUUUUUUCUUCUAUUUUUUCCAGGUAGAAGAUCUACAGUAGCAGACGUGAGGUGUAUGAAAUUGCAGGUGCUUUCAGGAAUGGAUUACAGGUUGAAUCACAACUAGAAGAAACCCGUUGAACUAACAUUUCUGUAUUAUUACCUUAAACACAGUCACUGUUUUGUGGCACGCACUUCAGGCAUCUCCCGUUCGCUGCAGAAGAGAAUAAGAGCUGAAGGCUGACCUCUAGCUGUCACCCUCCCACUGUCCUCAAGAGAAAACUGUAAAGACAGAGAGAUGUAAGGAUAAACAAAUGAUUCUCGCUCUUUGAAGAUGUGAGGCAGCUGUGUCUUUCAUGUGUUCCUGCAGAGGCUCGCACUCAUGUGGACAAUACAUCUGAUGUAACAUUUGAUCAGUGAAAUCUGUAUCUCAUGCGUUGGGGUUUCCGAGCUUGCAGCAGCCUCGUAACUAACUUUGUCUCGACCUGAGAUUGAGUCUCAGCAUCAGCUUUAUUUUAGAGGAAGUAAUGAUCUCAUAGAGGGGUCACGUGCAGGAUUAAGUGUUCUGUUUUGGUGUCACGAUUGAUGCUAGUCAAGCACUUGUCCUGGUCCUUUCUUCUCUGUGGUUCCCAGAGAUGGCCUGUCAUUGUGUUCAGCCAUAAUAUCUGUCACUGCUCAGACUGGGGCCACUCUGAUCUUCCUGUGUUUUUAUGACGGCUGGUCGGCCCACAACUUUGGUCUAGGCUUAAAUAUCUCAGCAACUAUUUGAUGGAUUGUCAUUAAAUUUCAUACAAACACUCAUGGUGUCCAGAAGAUGAAUCUUAAUGACUUUGGUGAUCCUUUGACUUUUUCUCGGGCACCACCUUGAGGUAAACAGUUGAGGUUUUUGAGGGAAAUGUCUCAACAACUAUUGAAUGGAUUGCCACGAACUUAGGUACAGGCCUUAAUACCCCCCUAAGAAUAAACUGUGAGAACUUUAAUCAUCAUUAUCUUUCCACAUAGCCCCAUUAUCCGGU